This is a messenger RNA of Ostrea edulis (European flat oyster), 1234 nucleotides long. RefSeq lists its product as uncharacterized. The transcript has 4 exons. The record is from RefSeq and is a predicted model, not a curated record. NCBI's taxonomy places the organism in Eukaryota, Metazoa, Mollusca, Bivalvia, Ostreida, Ostreidae. Bases 418 to 1188 code for a protein of 256 amino acids. Gene Ontology annotation, molecular function: protein binding.
UUAAUGAAAAUGUUACUGCUUCCUUGACCUAUUGAAUAAACAGUAAGAUUGAUAUGGUGCAAACGAUAUGCAUGCACUUUCAAGAUGAGAUAAAUGACGUCCGGGUAACAAAGAGGCCAUUCUGCAAACGACGGUCGACCAUUUUUUGAUAACACAUAUAGCUGUAUGUUGCCAGCGUUGUACGUCAAUUUUCUUAGAAGGAAAACGUCAUCUAUUUGAUUAGUAUGAAAAACACCAGUCCCUCCCAUCAAGAUUUUGGUAAAGCAUUAGUAAUAACCAGUUCUGUGUUGUGAUGAGCGCCAUGCCACAGCUGUAUAAUUCACAUGGAAGGGUGUUCGUAACUUGAUAACAAGAAACGCAAACGUAGUUGGAGAAGAGACCUCUGACAUUGAUGACCACGUUCGGAAUCUUCGGAAAAUGAUGGAAGGUUUUAAGAUUGCAAUGGAUGCCCAAAUAAGUCAUAAGGAAAUUUUGGAAAGAAAAAUCAAUGACCUUUCGCAGACUGUGCAGAAUCUAAGGAAAGGUAUCCAUUCGCUGCAAAGAGAAAAUUUACAACAAAACUCCAUGAUUACUAAGCUCCAGGCCAACGAAGCGCUUUGUCAAAAGCUGAUGGAUGGAUUCAACAGCAAUACCUCAUUUACAAUGAAAAUGUUCGACCAGACUUUUUCAGAUAGUCCGCUCCAUGCUCCUGCUGCAAAGCAGUCCAAGGCUGUACUAUCUAAGAGAACGGCGAAUGAUAUACGUAAAGAAACGUUGUUAAAUCCUGUACCAACAGUUUCAUCUUCUGAGGAACCCAUUGCUUUCUACGCUUAUAUGACUCAGCGGUUGUCGUCACCCAGCGCUUUCCACACCUUAGUCUUCGACAAAACAAUAACGAAUUCUGGAUAUGGCUACCAUAAUGCUUCGGGCAUUUUUAUCGUACCAAAAACUGGACUGUACGUAUUUACAUGGACUAUUCAGCUGAAUAAAAAUGCUUACCACAGCACAGAACUGGUUGUUAGUAAUGCUAUACAAGGAGCAGCGUUUUUGAGUGUCUCGCAGCUUGAGGGCUCUGUUUCCGGGACUGCCAUAGUUCAUGCCAACCUAGGAGAUGACGCUUUUGUUCGAACGAAGUCCACAUACAAUGCCGGUGACAUAUAUAGUAGUGCUAUUGGUCGAACUUUUUUUGCGGGGUGGCGUCUUUCUUAGUCGGGAUGUUAUGCUUUUCAUCGUCGAAAUAUAUGUAUAUCGUCUG